UUUCCCCUUCAGCCAAUCACAGGCUUUACACCACUGCGGCCUGUGAUUGGCUGAAAAGUGAAAGGUCCUGUAAGAUGAAUAGAGCAGGGACCAGAGCGCACGGAGGGGAACGACAUCUUCAGGGACCGGGACUAGAAGACUCAUCUACAGCUAUCUUAUUUGUGUUUAUUGUUGACUACUCUACAGAACAGCUAUACAGAAGACUCAUCAACAGCUCUUUUCUUUUGCUUUAUUGUCUACUACUUAUCAGAGCCGCUUUUCAGAAAAUGCCGGGUUGCAUUGUCAACGGUUGCAAGUCAAGGAGCAUAAAAGGCGACCAUAAUAUCAUCAUGCAUUCCUUCCCAAGAGAGAGGGAUCGUAUCAUGGCAUGGCUAUUGGCUACAGAUCAAGAGUUUCCCAAAAUUGAUGAACUGGUUGACCACAUUCAUCUCUCUAAAACGAACAAUUAUCGGCUCUGCUCAGCCCAUUUUAAAACUACUGACUAUACCUUUAAUCCAAAUACAGGAAAACAGAGGCUCACCCCCUUUGCCGUUCCUAGUAUUUUCCCUACACGGGAUAUACAAGUUCAAGCUGCCGAGGCAGUUGAGGCUGAAAUCCUGAAUCCUCAAAAGAGGAAAAGAUUGGAUGAAGACGUAGCUUCAACCAAUGGUUUAAAGCCAGGGGAAAUGUGCCCAACCUGCCGAAAUAUUGUACCUCAUGUUAACCCAACUGAAACGGAGCCACAAGCCUCAGAGAUAACGAAAAAGGAAGCAGCAACUAUAUUUGACAGGAAUUGGGGAACCGUAAAUCAGUGUAUACAAGUAAAACCUACAACUUUCUCUAUAAAAAUACAAUGCAGAAGACUGGUUAAAAAAAAAAUCUUGAGAAAAAAAAAAUCAAGACAAAGCUUGGUAUUUGGAAACCUGCCUUCGGAGCCAUUGCAAGGUGCCAGUGUAAUAUUUUCGACUCCGAAAAAAUAUAUAGGACCAACUGGAUCAGCAACUCUUAACAGUGUACCUGAGUUUCAAGAAAGUUGUAGAGCUAGACACGAACUACUACCUGCCACGCUUUUAUCCGAAUUGACAAUUUCACCUAUACAACCUAUUGAAGACCCUGAAGUCACUGUUAUUGUGGAGGAAUCUACUCUGCAUGCCCCUAUAUCUGUUUUAGAAGUAGAUAAAAGUUUGUCAACAAUCACAACUCCAGUCUCAACAAAUGAAAGUAGUUCAAGUGAUGAUGAGGGAGACUCAGUUCAUUCAGAUGAUGAAGACUACGAAGAAGAGGACAGUCAGCAUGUGCUGAGUGAAAAAUUUGUAAAUGUAAAUGUACCACAUCAUGAAGAAAGAAAAUUCAUAGUUUAUGAAAGCUGUUUGGACACAUUACUAUACAAGAUGCCUUGUACCUCUAAUCCACCCUGCAACAAAAAAAUACUAGGAGUGUAUAAAAAAACAAAGGGAUCAUAUAUUUCAGUCUUUGCUGAAUUCGAGGCCAAACAUUUAAAACGCAUAUGGCAGAGCCAGCCCCGAUUGGGAAAGAAACCAUUUGGAAAUUUACAGUUAGCUACUGCUAUCAUUACUAGUGGAAACACUUACAUCAAAAUCCAACAGUUCCUAAAAAUAUUUAAUAUUUUGGGAAUUAGCCAGGCUACUUACUACCGUAUCCAAAAAAUAUAUAUAUUUCCUGCAAUUGAAAAUUCUUGA
Molecule: messenger RNA, 1679 nt
Organism: Hyla sarda
Lineage: Eukaryota; Metazoa; Chordata; Amphibia; Anura; Hylidae
Exons: 4
Coding region: 75-1679 (534 amino acids)
Source: RefSeq, a predicted model, not a curated record